Papaver somniferum (opium poppy) is the source of this 1814-nucleotide messenger RNA. RefSeq names its product tyrosine/DOPA decarboxylase 1-like. The record is from RefSeq and is a predicted model, not a curated record. Lineage: Eukaryota; Viridiplantae; Streptophyta; Magnoliopsida; Ranunculales; Papaveraceae. Gene Ontology annotation, molecular function: pyridoxal phosphate binding; carboxy-lyase activity. The coding region runs from base 89 to 1660 and encodes 523 amino acids. Gene Ontology annotation, biological process: amino acid metabolic process. The transcript has a single exon.
CAUUUUUAUCAACACCAAUUCUCUCUAUCUCCUUGCAUAAAAAAUUCUCUAGAAAAUCGCUCACUCAUCAGCAGCAACAGCAGUGACAAUGGGUAGUCUUCCAACUGGUAACCCUGAAAGCCUAUCAAUAUCUUCACAAAAUCCACUUGAUCCAGAUGAAUUCAGAAGGCAAGGUCACAUGAUUAUUGAUUUUCUUGCUGAUUACUACGAGAACGUUGAGAGUUAUCCGGUUAGGAGUCAAGUUGAACCUGGAUACUUACGUAAACGAUUACCAGAAUCAGCACCAAACAAUUCUGAAUCCAUUGAAACCAUUCUUCAAGAUGUCACAAAUGAUAUAAUCCCUGGUCUUACUCAUUGGCAGAGUCCAAAUUACUUUGCUUACUUCCCUUCCAGUGGUUCCAUUGCUGGGUUUCUUGGGGAAAUGCUUAGUACCGGAUUUAAUGUUGUGGGUUUCAAUUGGAUGUCUUCACCAGCUGCAACUGAGUUGGAGAGUAUUGUUAUGAAUUGGCUCGGCCAAAUGCUUACACUUCCCAAAUCAUUUCUGUUCUCGUCCGAUGGAAGUUCAGGGGGAGGAGGGGUUUUACAAGGAACUACUUGUGAAGCUAUUUUGUGUACACUAACUGCAGCAAGAGAUAAAAUGUUGAACAAAAUUGGUAGAGAAAACAUCAAUAAGCUAGUUGUUUAUGCUUCUGACCAAACUCACUGUGCACUACAAAAAGCAGCUCAGAUUGCUGGUAUAAACCCGAAGAACUUCCGUGCAAUCGCUACCUCAAAGGCUACAAACUUCGGUCUAUCCCCCAGUUCACUUCACUCUACAAUUCUCGCUGAUAUCGAAUCCGGAUUAGUUCCAUUAUUUCUAUGUGCUACUGUCGGCACAACUUCAUCGACUGCAGUAGAUCCUAUUGGCCCACUUUGCGAGGUCGCAAAAAUGUACGGUAUCUGGGUUCAUGUGGAUGCGGCGUAUGCUGGCAGUGCUUGUAUCUGUCCAGAGUUCAGGCACUUCAUAGAUGGUGUGGAGGAGGCAGACUCAUUUAGUCUAAAUGCACACAAGUGGUUCUUCACUACUUUGGAUUGUUGUUGUUUAUGGGUGAAAGACUCCAGUUCUCUUGUCAAGGCACUAUCAACGAAUCCAGAGUAUCUAAAGAACAAAGCAACUGAAUCAAAACAAGUCAUUGAUUACAAGGAUUGGCAAAUAGCUCUAAGUAGAAGAUUCCGAUCGAUGAAACUUUGGUUAGUACUUCGCAGCUAUGGAAUUGCAAACUUGAGAACUUUCCUUAGGAGUCACGUUAAAAUGGCCAAGUAUUUUCAAGGGCUUAUCGGUAUUGAUAACAGGUUUGAAAUUGUGGUUCCUCGAACAUUUGCCAUGGUUUGUUUUCGCCUUAAACCAACUGCAAUCUUCAAGCAAGCAAUGGUCGAAAAUGAUUACAUUGAAGCUCAAACAAACGAGAUCAAUGCAAAACUGCUUGAAUCGGUGAAUGCAUCUGGCAAGAUAUAUAUGACUCAUGCUGUUGUUGGAGGGGUGUACAUGAUUCGGUUUGCUGUGGGUGCAACACUGACAGAAGAACGACAUGUGACUGGGGCAUGGAAGGUGGUACAAGAGCAUACAGAUGCCAUACUUGGUGCACUGGAUGGUACUAAUGUUCAUGAUAUUGUUGAUUAAACUAGUUAUAAAAAAGAAUUAAAAUUCGAUUAGGUUUCAUCACAAAUUAUUCAUUAAAUUUUUGUUUUUAUGAUUUUUCUUUUUGUAUCUAAUAAUCUUGUGAAAGUUGAAAUAAAUAAAUAACAAUUCAUUUCAACAUGUUUCUCAUACAAAA